UCGACCUCGAGACGAAGCCGGUACGUUGCAGCAAUAGAAGAACGAAUGCGACAAGCUCCGGCGUUCCUCUCUACCACGAACCACAUCUCAUUACCUGCUCGAAUGGAACGCAGAAAUGAACACUGGCAGUAUCAGAGACGAGGCACAAAUCCCUUUGAUACGCUGAACUUGCAUCGCCGCACAUCUGAAUGACACCGCUACCGUUAAGAAAGCCGGUACACGAAGUGAUACGGACAUGGAAAGUAUUACGAGAUCAUCGAACGUGUCAGAAUCACUCCUGGUUUCUAUCGCCUUUCUGGAAAACUAUUCUUCCUACUUCGCUGAAGACUUGAACGUCACAUCGUACCGCUCCACUGCGGACGUUGACUUGACCACAGUUAUUCUCAAGGGUGGACUGUUGCUUUUCCUCAUUUUACUCACCAUAACCGGAAAUGUGAUGGUCCUCAUGGCUGUGUUACUCAACUCAAACUUACGUACCACAACAAACUGCUUCAUCAUCAACCUUGCCCUGGCAGAUCUCUUGUUGGGCGCUAGCGUUCUCCCCUUUUCUGCCACCUUGGAAUUGUUAGACAAGCAGUGGUUCUUUGGUCAGAUCUUCUGUAACAUUUGGGCUGCCACGGAUGUUUUGUGCUGCACCGCGUCUAUCAAUAGUCUGUGCGUCAUCAGUGUCGACAGGUACAUUGGUGUCACACGGCCUCUAACUUACUCCACCAUAGUGACCCACAAGCGCGCCGUCUUAGCCUGCAUUUUAGUGUGGCUGCUGUCUGUGGUGAUAUCCGUGGGCCCGCUGUUUGGCUGGCGAGAACCGCCGCCGUCAGUUCCCUACGUAUGCGAAGUCACGAAACAGACUGGUUACGUGGUGUUUUCGGUGGCGUUCUCUUUCUACAUUCCAACGUUCAUCAUAUUGGUGCUCUAUUAUCGCAUCUACAAAGCUGCGGCGCGGCAGACCAAGUUUCUGGAAACCGGCGUAAAAAUUAUCAAGCCAUCCGGUGAUGCGGAACAGCUAACUCUGCGUGUGCACACGAGGACGAAUAGGGCUUUCUCGGGUUCGCAGUGUGAUGUGAACGGUACGGACAAAGGCCAGAAACUCUCCACCGUAGGCAUACAAGGUCGACUGGCCAAAUUCAAGAGGCAAAAGAAGGCAGCCAAAACUUUGGGAAUAGUCGUGGGCGUGUUCAUUAUGUGCUGGUUUCCAUUCUUCUUCAUCUUGCCAUUAAGCACCCUGUGUAAAAGUUGCACUAUUCCUCCUCUCCUGUUCGACUUCUGUUUUUGGACAGGCUACAUGAACUCUUGCCUCAAUCCGUUCAUAUAUGCAUCCACGAGUCGAGAGUACAAGCGGGCCUUUCGGGCCAUCCUGCGAUGCCAGUGGUCAAAGCAUCGAGACGGCGGCUCCAGCCCAUACGACGCUCACGGAAACUGGACAGGCUCCAAAAGUGUCACUUACACUCUUCGAAGCCUCAAAGGCUCUGUCGACGAACGACAAUCGCAUGGGUUGAAUUUAAGUGACCAGUGUAUGUCUGAAGAGCUCGACUCACUUAGCAUUCGCCCGUCGCCAGUGUCGCCCAUGGGUCGGCUCAACGAGUUCAAGGCUUCAGCACAUAGUGCAUAGCGUUCUCAUCUGUUCAGGAUGAUACCUAACGAAAUGCGCACUUUGUGAAGAACCCAAGUGAGACCCAAGAAAGAGAGAGCGUCCAAAAGUUAAAUGCAUAGACGUCUUCCCUCACUGACAUGAAACUAAACCUGUGCAAUAUCAUGUACUUUCACGGCAACGUGGAAAUGGUACAGUUGGUUUACUUCAAUUAUUAUACAGGACUAUGAAAUGUUUAUGUACAAGCUCGACACGUAGCAGGUGAAGUUCUGGUUACUACAUCUAUUCUCAGUUUGACUAUGUGGUUCAGUGUAUACCAGGCAAUGGCAUUAAAAUGAAUCACAUUGCAUCAUC
Molecule: messenger RNA, 1942 nt
Organism: Ornithodoros turicata
Lineage: Eukaryota; Metazoa; Arthropoda; Arachnida; Ixodida; Argasidae
Product: alpha-1A adrenergic receptor-like
Exons: 2
Coding region: 236-1609 (457 amino acids)
Biological process (GO): adenylate cyclase-activating adrenergic receptor signaling pathway; cell-cell signaling; phospholipase C-activating G protein-coupled receptor signaling pathway
Cellular component (GO): plasma membrane
Molecular function (GO): alpha1-adrenergic receptor activity
Source: RefSeq, a predicted model, not a curated record